ACCAAGGCAUCAAGACAGCUGCCCUGUCGCUGCUUUCCUGACCGCUAAGCUAGCUUGUUAACGACACCAAAAAGCUCCGGCGGUAUCUCGGAGAAUGUAAUGACUGAACACACCGUUGUUUCAGUUAAUAGUCUCGGUAUCCGCUGGUAUUCUUCUUUUCAUUUUCACUACAUGUCCUGUGUUCCUGUUUAGGACCGUCUUUUGAAUAUACGAGGCACUGAUGCUGCCUAAAUGAGCUAACCUCUCAACUCUCUUCAAAGACAAAAGCAACAUUUUACUGAGACCUGAGGCGGAAGUCGAUGCUGGACAACCACUUUGCACCACCAAACACACGAGGAUGGUUACUGCAGCAGUGGAAGCAGCUCACCUACACUGAGGCGUCACCUUCCAAAACAGUUGCUAGGUCUGAAAGAAUCAAGUUGAUACCUGGUUGCGGAUGUCUCGUCGCCUGCCUCUGAGUUCGGAGGCUAGCUGGAGUUGGGAGGAGAGUCCUCAGGAACAGCAAUGAUGCGGGCUUCAGUGGCAGGCUGCAGGAUGAGCAUGGGUGCUCUCCUUAAUGGGCUGCUGGUCUCUGUAGUUGCAGCUUUGCUUUGGAAGUACUCAAAGUUGAGUGAGCAUGCUGCUCUGCUGGAGGAAGAACUGCACAUGACAAGGCAGUCCCAGGAGCUCUCACAGGCUCGUAUCGACUACCAUGUAGCCCUACAGGCUCUUCAGGAACAUGGCACACGCAUGGUCUGCACUGGCAAGAUGCACACCGACCGCAUCUGCCGAUUUGACUAUUUAUGCUACUGCUCCGAGGCAGAGGAGUUUGUGUUCUUUCACUCUAAUUCCUCUGUCAUGUUGCCUAACCUGGGGUCUAGGCGCUUCCAACCUGCCUUGUUGGACUUGUCCUCAGUAGAGGAUCACAACACCCAGUACUUCAACUUUUUAGAGCUCCCAGCUGCUACUUUGAAGUUUAUGCCCAAACCAGUGUUUGUACCUGAUGUGACGCUUAUCCUAAACCGGUUCAAUCCAGACAACCUAAUGCAUGUGUUCCACGAUGACCUGCUCCCAGCCUUCUAUACUAUGAAACAGUAUUCCGACUUGGAUGAUGAGGCUCGUUUGGUUUUUAUGGAGGGCUGGGGUGAAGGCCCACACUUUGACCUCUACAGACUUCUUAGCAGCAAGCAGCCACUGCUCAAAGAACAGCUUAGAAACUUUGGCAAGCUCAUGUGUUUUACAAAAUCUUAUGUUGGCUUGUCCAAGAUGACCACCUGGUACCAGUACGGUUUUGUCCAGCCACAGGGGCCCAAAGCCAACAUGUUGGUCUCAGGAAACGAGAUCCGGCAGUUUGCCAGAGCUCUGAUGGAGAAAAUGAACAUCACAGGGGUGGAGGAAGUGGAGAAGGAUGGAGCAAGUGGUGAAGGUGAGAAGGAGAAAGAGAAGAAGGAUGCAUACAUUGUUGUGUUUAGUCGUUCAACAACGAGGCUGAUACUGAAUGAAGAGGAGCUGAUCAUGGCACUGGCCCAGGAGUUCCAGAUGAGAGUGGUCACCAUAUCCCUGGAGGAACAGACUUUCCCAAGUAUCAUCCAGGUGAUAAGUGGUGCUACCAUGUUAGUCAGUAUGCAUGGAGCUCAGCUUAUCACCUCACUCUUCCUCCCCAGAGGAGCUGCUGUGGUGGAGCUGUUCCCCUUUGCUGUCAACCCAGAGCAGUACACUCCGUAUAAAACCCUCGCCUCCCUUCCAGGCAUGGACCUUCACUAUGUCUCUUGGAGGAACACUAAGGAGGAGAACACCAUCCCCCACCCAGACAGACCCUGGGAACAAGGGGGUAUUGCUCACUUGGAGAAGGAGGAGCAAGAGCGAAUACUAGCGAGCAAAGAUGUCCCCAGGCACCUGUGCUGCCGUAACCCAGAGUGGCUCUUCCGGAUCUACCAAGACACGUUGGUGGACAUCCCUUCCUUCCUGGAAGUCCUCAAAGAGGGCAUGAAGUCAAAGCCCAGCUUGAAGAAGUCAAAGCCAGCCAGCACAGUACACCCAGGCCGAGUCAGAGACGCUCAGUGUCAGACCUCAGUACAAACCAGUAACGAGGCUAAACUCACAGUUUCCUGGCAGAUUCCGUGGAAUCUGAAAUACCUGAAAGUCAGAGAGGUAAAGUAUGAGGUGUGGAUCCAGGAGCAGGGAGAGAACACAUACAUGCCUUAUAUACUUCCUCAGCAGAACUACACUUUCUCAGACAACAUUAAGCCCUUCACCACUUACCUUGUGUGGGUCAGGUGUAUCUUCAACAAAAACCUCUUGGGCCCCUUUGCUGAUGUUCUCAUGUGCCGGACUUAGUACAAACAGCUUGACUUGGCUGCUGUGCAGUUUUACACAAAAGUUGAGUCAUAGUUGUUCCAGACAAUCAAACUGGAAAUGUGAACUGUUGGACUACAGUCAGAAAUGUGAUAUCUCUGCAGUUCUAGAAUGGGCUGCUGAACUCCUGCACAGUGAUGUGUCCUUGGCCAGCACAGAGAGUAUUUUAGCAGACAUCUAGAUGAACUGCAAAGGACUUGAACAACAGGGUCAGAACGCAACAGGUUAAAUGAAUGAAAAGACACUGCUAAACAAUGAAUCUACUGAAAAUAUCAGAUUUAAAAUCAGAAGAUUUAUUUAUGUGCAACAUAAUAUAUAAGAUGUUUUUUAGUAUUAGUCCAAACACUGGUUCUUUACAUUAUACAGUAUGCAAUAUGGCUUUUCUGUGGAGAGCAAGAGAAAUUUUAGAAUAGUAAGGUUUUUAUGUUUUCUGACUCAUCCAACAUCAGUGUGAUACCUGUGUAGCUUAGUUUACAUACCAGUUGCUAAAUUACAUCCACUGUUAUUUGCAUAACCUAAACAACCAAAGCAACUUUUUACACAUAGUUUCAGCCAGUCGUCAUUCAUGGUACAUUCGUUUCUCAAUAUCUCAAACUAAUGUUUGCUCAGAAUUAUACAGUUCUCCACCCUGUUCCUAAGGUCAUUGUGAAGUGUAAAAGAAAGGUCAGGCAAGAUUAUCAUGAAUGUCACAGUACUCAGUGUCUCUGACCCUAAUGCAGAGAUCUUUGUAAUUUAAAACAUAUAUGGAUGAAACCUUUUAACAAAAUUAAAAUGAUUUCUGUAUGUGUUACAACACACAAGUGUUGUUUCCGCAGUGCCCCACUGCAACAGUUUACAUCCAUUUUACUGCAUGAAUAAAUUAUCUUUCUCUAAUUGGCACUAAUUACAACUGUAAAAGAUUCUGUGGAGAGUGAAUCUAUUACAUCAGGCUAAUUAGUGUAAAUGAUUUCCUUCCUGUAAGCAGCAGUUUGCUGCUGGACAGUUAUAUUUUACUGCCUUGUUUAAAAUCAUUUUCAUUAAGAUAACAAGGUAUGUUGCUGCCUAGGAUUCCACUGCCUUGUGUAAAGCUCUUUAAUUAACGUAAAAUUCUCUGCCAUAAGUCAUUUUACUCUCCUCAGAGGCUUUCUAAACAAUAAGAAUUGUAAUGUUGGAAUUUACAUCCAAAGCUGUCUAUUGAAGUUGUGUUUGUGUCUUUUGCUGCUUGUGGGUGGCUAGACUGAAAAAAUGCAUUUACUUUUAGACACUUGAAUUGAAGGUGUUGAUUUGUGGUAAUAGACAUGUCGCAAGAGAUGGUUUAUUGAAUGGCACAAAGUUAAACAAAAAAUGCCACCAUCAUAUUCUGUUAUCUUGUGUCAUAAUUAAGAUGAUGUUAUGUACUUUUUCUUGGACUUUAUAUCUUUGACCAGUCAACAUUACAUUGUUUGAAUUCUGUCCCCUAUAAAGCUCCUUUUGAUUUGCCAUAUAUGUUUUGUUUUUUUUUUUCAUUUUUCACUUGACUUGUUUUUUUCAAAGUUUCCAGAUGCACAUUUAAGAGAUUAUUAGAGGCUAUUGUUUUGUGUACAAGAUGUUUUGGUUUUGAUAUUCAUGUUUGUGUUGUCGGUUAGAUUUGCUGUGUGCCCCUGCCCCAACCCGUGUGCUGAGUGAAAUGAGAGUGUACUAGUCUGUUUUCUACAUUAGUAAUAGUUUCUUUUUCAGUAACUGUGAAUAAAUAAAUUAGCUUAUUUCUUAACAACA
Messenger RNA from Acanthopagrus latus (yellowfin seabream), 4068 nucleotides. RefSeq names its product protein O-linked mannose N-acetylglucosaminyltransferase 2 (beta 1,4-) (gene pomgnt2). The record is from RefSeq and is a predicted model, not a curated record. The transcript is spliced from 3 exons. Lineage: Eukaryota; Metazoa; Chordata; Actinopteri; Spariformes; Sparidae. Gene Ontology annotation, biological process: protein O-linked glycosylation via mannose. The coding region runs from base 505 to 2316 and encodes 603 amino acids. Gene Ontology annotation, molecular function: protein O-acetylglucosaminyltransferase activity; protein binding. Gene Ontology annotation, cellular component: endoplasmic reticulum.